Molecule: messenger RNA, 1290 nt
Organism: Medicago truncatula (barrel medic)
Lineage: Eukaryota; Viridiplantae; Streptophyta; Magnoliopsida; Fabales; Fabaceae
Product: WRKY DNA-binding transcription factor 70
Exons: 3
Coding region: 64-915 (283 amino acids)
Biological process (GO): regulation of DNA-templated transcription
Molecular function (GO): sequence-specific DNA binding; DNA-binding transcription factor activity
Source: RefSeq, a predicted model, not a curated record
GAGUUCAGUGUUUGUGUAUAUUUUUUACAUAGUGUUUGUGUAAGAUUUCUAUACAACAAAAAAAUGGAAAAUGAAAAUCUAGCUCAUGGUGGUCGUGGGAAGGUAGUUGAUGAGUUGUUAAGAGGGCGUGAACUUGCAAACAAACUUAGAAAUAUUCUGAAUGAAAGUGGUGAUAUUUAUAAUAAUGAUGGAUCAACAAUACCACCAUUUGCUGAAGAUCUUUUGAAGGAAGUGCUUACCACCUUUACUAAUUCUCUCUUGUUCUUGAACAAUAAUCCUACUUCAGAGGGCUCUGAUAUGCAACUCACCAAAUCUGAAGACUCUUUGGAAAGUAAUUGCAAGAGUUCCAUUGUAAAGGAAAGAAGAGGCUGUUACAAAAGAAGAAAAAUUUCACAAACAUGGGAGAAGGAGUCUGAACAGCCUGAAGAAGAUGGUCAUCAGUGGAGAAAGUAUGGCCAAAAAAAGAUCUUGCACACCGAUUUUCCAAGGAACUAUUACAGAUGCACUCACAAAAAUGAUCAAGGUUGCAAAGCAAUAAAACAAGUCCAAAGAAUUCAAGAGGAUCCACCUCUUCACAGGACAACCUAUUCAGGCCAUCAUACUUGUAGAAUCUUGCAAAACCCUGAGAUCAUAGUAGAUUAUCCUACUGAUCACUCUUCCAUGUUUCUUAGUUUUGACAACUCUUUCCCAACACCAGCCAAACAAGACUGUCCUUUUCUCUCAGUGAAAAAGGAGGAGUGCAAGGAAGAGGUUGUUCAUCCUCCUCCUUCUUCAAAUGAUUACCUCUCUGGACUCACUUUUGAUGAUCCAGAAAAGGAUGUCACACUAUCAUCAACACUUGAUUCUCAUGAUCACUUAGGUGUCCAUAUUUCUGAUAUCAUGUAUGAUGAUGUCCUUAAUUGGCCUCUUUCUUGAAAUUUGAUUAUUCACUAAGUUUUGAUCAAUGAACUAUCCAUUGAGGUGUGUUUUUCUAAUAUGAAUUUUAGAAAUGUAGUGCAAAUUGUGACAACCUUAUGUUGGCCGGAAUUCCAAACUAUGCUUGAAUUCAUCAAUGCAAGGUUUCAGGUUUGAACUUGACGGAUAGAAAGCUGAGACCCAUUAAAGGUAGCCAACCAACCAGAUUUUCGAUUGAGAUUAGUCAUCGUCAUCGACAAAAUAAAUGCUAUUUGGAUCAAUAACGUGGUUAAAAAAUUGUGGAAGAUGAUCAAUAGCUAGGUUUAGUUUCAAAUUAUGUAAAAUAUGUUUUGUACUUACCCAUUUUCAAUGAAUGAUAAAAAAAAUGUUACAUAA